Morus notabilis is the source of this 1317-nucleotide messenger RNA. Its product is annotated as peroxidase 7. Bases 1 to 1317 code for a protein of 438 amino acids. The transcript has 3 exons. Lineage: Eukaryota; Viridiplantae; Streptophyta; Magnoliopsida; Rosales; Moraceae. Gene Ontology annotation, molecular function: peroxidase activity; heme binding. The record is from RefSeq and is a predicted model, not a curated record. Gene Ontology annotation, biological process: hydrogen peroxide catabolic process; response to oxidative stress.
AUGAAUCCUUCAGCCAGUAUUAGUUUUCUUUUUCUAGUUGUUAUUCUCGGAACAUCCCACUUAGUUUCAGCCUCAUCAUCAUCCUCCUAUUAUGAACCCGCCAAAUAUCGCUCAGAAGAAGAUCAACAAGUUCAAUCCUCAUCAUAUUCCUAUUCCUAUGACAAUUAUGAUCCCAAAGAACAAAAAGUCCCGGCAGCCUCAAAGUACAAGAAUUAUGAAGAUCAUCCCAAGGAUAAUCAUGAUGAUCAAUACCAUGAUCACAAGGAUCGUGGAGAUCAUGAUGAUCAAUAUCAUGACAAGGAUCAUGGAGAUCAUGAUGAUCAACAUGAGCCUUGGAAGAGUACUGUCUUUUCUCUAACGGUUCCAAAUGUAUUCCCUGAUAAUAGUCAAGACAAGAAGAAGCCCUACAACGGCGAGGAUUCGCUUUCGGCUUACUACUAUUACCGGAGCUGCCCGGAAUUUGAAUCCAUUGUGAGUAAAAAAGUUCGGGAAUGGGUUGGCAAGGAUGUCACUCUUGCUGCUAGUCUCCUCAGGUUGCACUUCCAUGACUGUGCUGUCCGAGGAUGUGAUGCCUCCAUUCUACUCAACCACGAGGGAAGCGAGAGGAAAGCCACAACAAGCAAGACACUCAGAGGGUUUGAAGUGAUGGACGAGAUUAAGGCAGAAGUUGAGAAGAAGUGUCCAAGAACAGUGUCGUGUGCCGAUAUUCUGACUGCGGCGGCUAGAGAUGCGGCGGUUGCAACCGGUGGUAGAUACCGGACAGUCGACUAUGGCAGGAAAGAUGGUUUCAUUUCCAAUGCCGAGGAGGCUGAAUCGCUGGUGCCGAUGGGCCGGGAAAGCAUUACAGAUUUGAUUGAGUUUUUCCAGUCCUUAGGGUUGGACAUCGAUGAUUUGGUUGCUCUCUCAGGGGCACACACCAUUGGGAAGUCUUCUUGCGGUGCAAUACAUCAUUGGCUCUACAAUAAAACUGCUUUGCCAUAUCAGUCCAAUAUUGACCAAAAAUAUCUUGAUUACUUGCAAAGAAAAUGCAGAUGGGCCUCAGACUACGUUGAGCUUGACCCAACAACUCCCAAUGAGUUCGACAACGAAUACUUCAUAAAUCUAAUUUACAAGAAAAAUGGACUUUUAUCAACAGAUCGAAUGCUCUAUUCUGAUCCAAGGACCUCUUAUAUUGUUAAGACAUUGGCUUACGACCAGUCAACUUUCUUCUUACAGUUUAAGAAGUCAAUGAAAAAGCUUGGGAAUGUUCAAGUCCUAACUGGUCCAAAUGAAGGCGAAAUUCGUACCAAUUGCAAUUUUUUAAACUCUCGUUAUUGA